Messenger RNA from Alexandromys fortis (reed vole), 538 nucleotides. Its product is annotated as nucleoside diphosphate kinase B-like. The transcript is spliced from 2 exons. Gene Ontology annotation, biological process: UTP biosynthetic process; regulation of apoptotic process; CTP biosynthetic process. Gene Ontology annotation, molecular function: nucleoside diphosphate kinase activity. NCBI's taxonomy places the organism in Eukaryota, Metazoa, Chordata, Mammalia, Rodentia, Cricetidae. The record is from RefSeq and is a predicted model, not a curated record. The coding region runs from base 170 to 514 and encodes 114 amino acids.
GACCGGCUGAACUUCCCGGGUUGGGCAGUAGCUCCUCCGAGUUGUGACGCUCCUCGUCCCGCCCAGCAACCCCUCCUUCCUUACCCCGCGCCCGCCUGGUGGUCCCUCUGCUCUUUCUUCCCAUCGCUCAUCGCCCACACCGGCCGUCCAGCCAACUAACUUUCGGACCAUGGCCAACCUCGAGCGUACCUUCAUUGCCAUCAAGCCAGAUGGCGUGCAGCGCGGCCUGGUGGGCGAGAUCAUCAAGCGCUUCGAGCAGAAGGGGUUCCGCCUGGUGGCCAUGAAGUUCCUUCGGGCUUCUGAGGAACACCUGAAGCAGCACUACAUUGACCUGAAAGACCGUCCUUUCUUCUCAGGGCUGGUGAAGUACAUGAACUCGGGGCCCGUGGUGGCCAUGGUCUGGGAGGGGCUCAAUGUGGUGAAGACAGGCCGAAUGAUGCUGGGAGAGACCAAUCCAGCUGACUCUAAGCCAGGCACCAUUCGAGGGGAUUUUUGCAUUCAAGUUGGCAGGUAAGUGUGUGUGUGUGUGUGUUAAGAG